Messenger RNA from Penaeus indicus, 747 nucleotides. RefSeq names its product guanine nucleotide exchange factor subunit RIC1-like. NCBI's taxonomy places the organism in Eukaryota, Metazoa, Arthropoda, Malacostraca, Decapoda, Penaeidae. The record is from RefSeq and is a predicted model, not a curated record. Bases 1 to 747 code for a protein of 248 amino acids. The transcript has 2 exons.
AUGUCUUAUCCUAAAAUCCACUUCAUGUCUUAUCCUAAAAUCCACUUCAUGUCUUAUCCUAAAAUCCACUUCAUGUCUUAUCCUAAAAUCCACUUCAUGUUUUAUCCUAAAAUCCACUUUUUGUUUUAUCCUAAAAUCCACUUCAUGUCUUAUCCUAAAAUCCACUUCAUGUUUUAUCCUAAAAUCCACUUCAUGUUUUAUCCUAAAAUCCACUUCAUGUCUUAUCCUAAAAUCCACUUCAUGUCUUAUCCUAAAAUCCACCUCAUGUCUUAUCCUAAAAUCCACUUCAUGUCUUAUCCUAAAAUCCACUUCAUGUCUUAUCCUAAAAUCCACUUCAUGUCUUAUCCUAAAAUCCACUUCAUGUCUUAUCCUAAAAUCCACUUCAUGUCUUAUCCUAAAAUCCACUUCAUGUUUUAUCCUAAAAUCCACUUCAUGUCUUAUCCUAAAAUCCACUUCAUGUCUUAUCCUAAAAUCCACUUCAUGUCUUAUCCUAAAAUCCACUUCAUGUCUUAUCCUAAAAUCCACUUCAUGUCUUAUCCUAAAAUCCACUUCAUGUUUUAUCCUAAAAUCCACUUCAUGUCUUAUCCUAAAAUCCACUUCAUGUCUUAUCCUAAAAUCCACUUCAUGUCUUUUCCUAAAAUCCACUUCAUGUCUUAUCCUAAAAUCCGGAAAACGCACAUACCUAUAGUGGAUAUUCUUUCAGGUUUUGCAAUAUCUAUCAUGAAUCAUACGGAAUUUAUGGACUAG